This is a messenger RNA of Silurus meridionalis, 1855 nucleotides long. RefSeq names its product NIMA-related kinase 11 (gene nek11). The record is from RefSeq and is a predicted model, not a curated record. The coding region runs from base 198 to 1715 and encodes 505 amino acids. The transcript is spliced from 15 exons. Gene Ontology annotation, biological process: protein phosphorylation. Lineage: Eukaryota; Metazoa; Chordata; Actinopteri; Siluriformes; Siluridae. Gene Ontology annotation, molecular function: protein kinase activity; ATP binding.
AUGCCAACGAGACCAACACACGGAACAGGAAGACGCUUAAAUCCGAGAUCCUGAUCAUCAGUUCAGAAGAUGAUUCGACUGGAAAAGAUGUUGUUGUUGUGCUCUAAUAUUAGUAUGACACGUGAUGAGGUCGGAUGUCAAGUCCACUACCUAGGUUCACUUUUGCCCUUUGACCCUAGGUGUAGCUCUAAAACACUAUGCCUAAAUUCCGUGAACUGGAAGCUAAGUCUACUCAUCUUCCUCAUCACCCUUCUCAUCCUCAUCCUCAUCCUUCAUCUCUGCUGGCCAACAGAUACAUGAUACAGCAGCGACUGGGCAGAGGAAGUUUCGGCACUGUGUAUCUCAUAGAAGACACAAAAUCCACAACCACAGACAAACUUAAAGUUCUGAAGGAGAUUUCGGUUGGGGAUUUGAAGCCGGAUGAAACGGUGAAGGCCACACAGGAAGCUCAGCUCCUCUCACAGCUCCACCAUCCAGCCAUCCUAAGGUUCUACACCAGCUUCCUGGAGAGAGAUGCUUUCUGUAUUAUCACCGAGUUCUGUGAGGAUGGGGAUUUGGAGUGUAAGCUGGAGCAGGUGCGAGUCUCAGGAGAAGCUCUUCCCGAGUCUCAGAUCAGGGAGUGGCUGGUUCAGCUCCUGCUGGGGGUCGACUACAUGCACCAGAGGCGGAUUCUACACAGAGACCUGAAAACCAAGAACGUGUUCCUGAAGAAGAACGCAGUAAAGAUCGGUGACUUUGGAGUCUCCUGCCUGCUGAUGGGGUCAUGUGACCUCGCCACUACUUUCACCGGAACGCCGUAUUACAUGAGUCCAGAGACUCUCGGUCACCAUGGUUACGACUCCAAAUCAGACAUGUGGUCUCUGGGCUGUAUCCUGUAUGAGAUGUGCUGUUUGAAACAUGCUUUUGAUGGACACAACUUCCUGUCCGUGGUGCAGAAGAUCACGGAAGGGUCCAUGCCGUCUCUGACUGAGAAAUUCUCAGCAGAACUCAACACCUUAAUGCAGAGAAUGUUGGAGAGAUCUCCAUCACUGAGGGUUUCAGCAGCUGAAGCUCUCAGCAGUAAAGUUAUUAGUGAGCUCAGUCAGCGUGUGAAGCAGCAGCAGCAAUGGGAGAAGGGGACGCAGGGGGACGAUGGAGAUGCGUCUCGCAUUGCUAGUGUGCUGCAGAAGAAGGUGCACCUGCAGACGCUGAAGGAAAGGUCCGAGGUUGAGAAGAUGAGUCCACGGGAGAGGAUGAGGUUGAGGAAGCAGCAGGCCGCAGACGAUCGAGGCAGGAAGCUGAAACAUAUCGUGGAGGAGAAGUAUAAAGAAAAUCAGCAGCGCAUGAAGGAGCUCCGAACCAAAAACUUCCAAAGAGUCAGCAUCAAUGUUCUCACUGAGGAACCUGAGCACACAGUGAGAGAAAUCCAACCAAUCAGAUGCCAGAACGCCACAUCCAGCAGGUAUCCUGGACCAAUGAGAGAACAGCUUUCUGAACACGACAUCCCCGAGGACCCUCAGGCUGCAGAAGUGUAUUACUCUGAAGAGGGAUUUGAGUCAUGUUCAGAUGAAGAAGAUUUCUUCUCUGAUGUUCCCACACAGGACAGCGAUCUGGAGGCCAUGGUGCGACACAUGGAGCAUGUUCUGGACCAGAAAUCUGAUACAGGGGAAGUGGAUGAAGGUGUGUCUCACUCGGGCCAGUACAGGACGUUCAGCAUCAGCAGCACUGUGGAUUAAAUCACAUCCAGAAUCUGAGAGAAGAUUCUUUCAUCUUAAAGCUUUUACACUUCAUUCUCAAAUCCUGAAAAUCAUUUCACUGCUGAUUAGACCGAACAAUCCAGAGACAGACAUACACACACACACACACACACACACAC